Molecule: messenger RNA, 2748 nt
Organism: Trichoplusia ni (cabbage looper)
Lineage: Eukaryota; Metazoa; Arthropoda; Insecta; Lepidoptera; Noctuidae
Gene: Gen
Product: flap endonuclease GEN
Exons: 11
Coding region: 413-2650 (745 amino acids)
Molecular function (GO): four-way junction DNA binding; 5'-flap endonuclease activity
Source: RefSeq, a predicted model, not a curated record
UACCUAAGUGGAAGGGAGACAAAACUACUUAUUAAUAAAAUUUGUGACGUCUUCGUCUGAAUCUGUUUUUGAAACGUCACAGAUGCGUAUUGUUAUGAUACUAAUGCAGCGUUCACUUUGUGGUAAUGGACUACUACAAACGAAAGUGCAGCGAUUUUUUAAAUCUGCCUUUCACUCAUUAAUUUAUUUUGUUUAAAUGACUUAUCAUUUGGUUUACAAUACAUUAAUUAGGGUGUAACAGUAUUUGUUACAAAUAGACUGGCAACCCAAUUGCUAGCAAGACUGUUAAAAUGAUAACGUCAACAUUUGACAUUCAACCGAUUUUGAAUGGGAUUACUGUUUGGUUCGAUUGUGUUUCUUUUUAAUGUAGGUAGUUCUACUCAAUAAUUUAUAACAGAAAGUACAAACUGAAAUGGGAAUUAAGGGCCUUUGGACUGUGUUGACACCUUACAGUGAGAAAAAAUCAUUACACGAAGUACGAGGAGAAACCCUCGCUGUUGAUUUAUCAGGAUGGAUUUGCGACAGUCAGAAUGUGACCGAAUAUUAUAUUCAACCCAAAUUGUAUUUAAGGAAUCUAUUCUUUAGAACCGUGUACUUGAUAUUGGCUGACAUUAAGCCAAUAUUCGUACUUGAAGGAGACGCACCAGAGCUGAAAAGAGAUGUCAUGGCUGCCCGCAAUGCCUUGCAGUUCAAAGGUGCUGCACCUAGGUCCGAAACAGCAGUUAGCAACAAAAAACCUGAUGUUGCCAGGAAGAGAUUCAAAAAUGUUUUAAAAGAAUGUGAAACACUUCUGAAGACAUUAGGAGUCCGAUGUGUUAAAGGACAUGGAGAAGCAGAGGCCACAUGUGCUCACCUGAAUGAACAAGGUUUGGUUGACGCAGUAGUGUCUCAGGAUUCGGAUUGCUUUGCGUAUGGUGCGCGGCGAGUGUACCGCAACUUCAGCGUGUCUAACUCUGCAGGCGGCGGCGCUCUGCAAGGCUCUGUGGACUGUUACGAUGCCGAAAUUAUGUACAAAAGCAAUGGUUUUGGUCGCAACAAGAUGGUGGCUCUCGCCUUGCUGUGUGGGUGUGACUAUGGUAUUGGAGCAUGUGGGUCGUCUAUAACCACAGCUGUGUCAUUCUUGCAUAGUAUUCCAGAAAAGGAUGUUGUACCUAGGUUAUUGUCAUGGGUGACAAAUCCACAGCACUUUGAAGAAAAAAACCGGUGGCUGAAUGUGCCCGGGCGUUGCGACCGCUGCGGACACUCCGGCCGCACGCACGGCCGACACGGCUGCCCCGUCUGUGUCACUAAUCGUGGCUGCGAUGAUACUGGACAUAAAACGAAGGUAGCAGAAGUGAAGCGAGAACUAUCUCUCCGUCAGCGAGCGUUGACCUGCGGCGCACCGUUUCCGGAGCCCAAAGUUAUGAAAGAGUUUAUGCACACGCCGCCGCAGAAGAUAGACGUCGAUAGACUAAAGUUUCCCACCCCAAGUUUGAUAAAAUUUAUGAAACUUAUGACGAACAAGUUGGAUUGGUCAGAGAGAUAUUGUGUGGAGAAGUUCCUACCAUUGCUGACAAAGUGGCACCUACAAGAUGAUGUACCGAGCAGGACCAUCCAGGCAACAUUGAUAAAGAAGAAACGAAACCCCAGAGGUGUCCCAAGUUACGAAGUCGUAUGGGCCGAUAUCAACGGCCAAUAUGAAGGACUCAUCCCAGAUAAUCAGUUUGAAGAAGACGAGGAUCCAUCAGUUGCUUGGACAACAACUGAAAGACAAGAUUUAAUGCGGAAAUACUACCCGCAAAUAGUAGACGCUUACGAAGAAUCCAUCAAGAAACCACCGAAAGAAAAGAAGACCAGGACACGAAAAAAGAAAGAAAACGAUAACCCAGAUAGUGAAACAAAACCUAAAAGAAAAUAUAAUAGAAAACCUAAAAAUAUGAAGUUCACAGAACAAUCAAAUACGACAAAAACAGGUUCAGAACAUAAAGACCCCAACACUAGUAUUCUAAAUGUCAGUGUACCAGUUAAUAAACUAAAGAGGAAAAUUAAAAACAAUACUAAGAAACAAAAGACUCUACACAGUUUCAUAGCAAGCAAAAAGAGAAGGACUAGCAAGAAAUCAAUGCAGAUUUUGAGGCAAAGCUUAAGAAAAAUGUCUAUUAAUUGCGAUGAUUACCCAGACCUUGCGCCUAUUACCAGUGAUAGUAGAUUUUCCAAUGAUGUGAAUGAUGAUAAAGAAAACAAAGGUAUAAAUAAACAUUGUUUAAGCUUACUAAACAGUUCUGAUGAUGAAGAUGUUAGUGACAUAUCGGAUAUUAUCAAUAAAAUAGUAACAAGAUCUCCUAAAACGAAGACCGCGAAAGUUGAUAAUUGUUUAGUACGACUUGUCUUCGAAAAGUACUCGACGCCAAAAAAGAAAUCUUUGAGGAAAUCUAUACUGAAUCAGGUACAUAAUAACUGUUCAACACCCAAUGAUAGUCCAAUUAGAAAGAGUAAAUUUAGAAUAAGUAAUAAUUUCAAUAAUUCUGUUAUCAGUAAAGUGAAUACUAGUUAUUUCUUUGAUAAGCUUACGGACGCCGGAGAUGCCUUUGAAAUGUCUUUAGAACAUAAGGGACCCGUUACGCACUUAGAUUCGACGGUAGAGUAUAGUCUGCCCGAUAUUUGUUUGUAAUAUUGUGUGUCAGUAUGUGUAUGUAGUAUAGGAGUAUUAGAAUCUGAUGUUGUUAUUCGAAAUGUAUUUUUUUUAUUUUCCAAUAAAACCAUUCAAAA